Molecule: messenger RNA, 1130 nt
Organism: Tricharina praecox
Lineage: Eukaryota; Fungi; Ascomycota; Pezizomycetes; Pezizales; Pyronemataceae
Exons: 1
Coding region: 288-947 (219 amino acids)
Source: RefSeq, a predicted model, not a curated record
UGAUGGUGGUGGUGGUGGUGGUGGUGGUGGUGGUGAAGCUGGUGGUGGUGGUGGACAAACAGAUCUUACAGAAGCGGACGGACUCGAGUCGACGACGCGGGCUCAUUACGACUCUGACGGCCGUCGAGUCAGACUCAGACAUGGGCUGGACAAACCUGCUAUAUACACCAACGAUAACGGCACCGGCAUGAUUGUCAUCGCCGUAACCAGCCACGAAAGGCCUGAAGUGCAACAGAAGGCCGAGCGAGCGAUCGAACGAGCGAACGAACAAGGCGGCGGCGGCCGUGAUGGGCUGGCUAUUGAUGUGCAGUCAGGCUCAGUGCCCACUGGAGCUGAGUAUGAUACUAUCAUACAGUGCCCUCCACUUCCUCCGGCGAUCUUGUCCUCUUCUCGGAAUGAACGAUGAACGGGCUAAUCGACCGAUCAAAAAGACGGGACAGGUUACCACCUACUCUGCGCAUCCGCUCUGUCCGUUCGAUCGCCUUCGGUCUCCAUUCUCACCAACACAUAGGGACCCGGCACACCAGCAUCAUCUUGCUCGGCCUCCUCGGCACAGGAUCCAUUCCACUCCACUCGCCUUCUGCAGCCAGGCGGAGAAAAGGAAAAAAGACCGGCCACUUGAUUUCGACGAUCAACGAGUGGUCCUCGGGAUCCAAUCCCUCCUCCCCGUCCAGCUCGCCUCGUCCUCAGCCAGCCACAUAUAUACGGACCCCCGACGGGUGCGCGGCUCGCAGCUCGCAGCCAGGCCUUCCCGGCAGUUCUGCCUACACAAGUACUUGGGUGUAGGUACUACAUGGAACACGCUUCACACGGUGGAUGCUGGAUGGCUGGAUGGCAGGAUGACUGGAUGGACAUGGUGGGGAAGGAAGAAGGAGGAGGAGAAGGGAGGAAGGGAGGGCAGAAGGGUACCUUGGUGCCUACUCUACUCUAGAGGCACGGGGUGGUAAACUAUCAGUGUGAGACUCUAGAGCAAGGGUGGCUCUCCUCCGUAGUUCGGAACGAUCCCGUUCUCGGUUCCCUGUCCAGCAUCAAGGAGAGUUAGGCGUCCGUCCGCCCAAGCAACCAGCCGCAACGGACGAGCGAACGGAAGGAAGGAAGCACGAUGGAAGGAAGCAAAAGAAAAAUCGGUC